Eimeria tenella is the source of this 531-nucleotide messenger RNA. RefSeq lists its product as uncharacterized. Lineage: Eukaryota; Apicomplexa; Conoidasida; Eucoccidiorida; Eimeriidae. The record is from RefSeq and is a predicted model, not a curated record. Gene Ontology annotation, cellular component: membrane. The transcript is spliced from 2 exons. The coding region runs from base 1 to 531 and encodes 176 amino acids.
AUGGGGGCCCCCGGGAGCUGGAUGGCUUCUUAUGGGUCUGAGCCGCUGGACCCUCAGGCAGCACAGAGCCGUUUGGCUGAAGCUGCAGCAGGCCCUACUGCAGCAGCAGCAGGAGCAGCGCGGCACUGCUCGAGCGCAGCAGCAGCAGCAGCAGCAGCAGCAGCAGGGAAGCGGCGCUGGAAAACCCUGCUAGGCAGCGUGCGGCUGCUGGGGGCCCUCGUGACCUGGUUUUGUUUGCUGCUGUCGGUGGCUUCUUUGCUGCAGAUAAAGCCCGCAGGGGCCCUUCAAGUGCUGCAAGUUGCUGCUCCUGUUGCUGCUGUGCUGCUGUUUCUUUCCCCCGGAGCAGCAGCAAAAAGGGCCCUCAGAGACGCAGACACCACCAGCCUCCCUGCAGUCGUUUUUGCUGCUCAGGCUGUCUCUUGUGCUGUUGCUCUUGUCUAUGGCAUGCAAAUCAACAGCAACGCCAUCUUCAUCACUAACGCAAUGGGUUUUGCUGCUGUGUGGGCUUUGUGGCUCAGGACUACUGACUGA